AGUGAACGCGCCAUAACUGAGAACCUCAUCACUCACGUGACUAUUGUCAUGUGACACAAGCACACGGAAGGCGACCGUGUAAAACUUAUUAUAUCUAAACAUAAGCGUUGGUACCACUUAUAUAGACUAUAUAGUAAUUUCUGGUUUAUUCAGACAACGAAAUUGUUUGUGUAUAUGUAAAAAGUCCUCCCGAGGGUGAGAGGAUUAAAGUGCCUCCAUGACGGCGAGGGUGACUGUUCUGUACUUUGCUAAGAGUGCCGAGUUAACGGGUCACAGGUCAGAGGUCGUGCCCUUGCCGGCGGCAACUAGUAGCUGUCAGCUCUGGGCCCUCCUCCUGGAGCUCCACCCCAGCCUCGCUGCUCUGCAGGACCAGGUGGUGCUCGCCGUCCGUCAGCAGUACGUUGCCCUCGGCGACCAGGCCCUCCUCCUUGCGGACGGUGACGAGGUCGCCGUGGUGCCGCCGCUCAGCGGAGGCUAACGCUCCAUGUCCUCCAGGGAGGAAGUGGGCGGGUCUAUGGAGCCGAGCAGGGACCUGAUUGGUCUGUCCUCAGAGCCACUGUCCAUUGAGAGGGUCUACAGCUCAGCCGUCAGCCCCUCCUGUGGGGCAGUGGCCCUCUUCAUAGGAACGACUCGGGAGCACUUUGAAGGCAGACGGGUGAUUCGUUUGGAGUACGAAGCCUAUGAGCCCAUGGUCAAAUCGGAACUGUCUGCAGUGUGUCGUGACAUCAGAUCUCGCUGGCCAAUGGUGAAGCACAUCUGCAUCCAGCAUCGUCUCGGGCUGGUUCCGGUUGCUGAGGCGAGCGUUGCCAUAGCGAUCUCCUCGCCACAUCGCUGCGAGGCCCAAGAGGCUGUGGGCUACUGCAUCAAUGCUCUCAAGGCCAGCGCCCCAAUCUGGAAGAAGGAAGUUUAUGAAUCUGAAGAAUCGAAGUGGAAGGAAAAUCCUGAAUGUGGCUGGUCUGGAAACAGCUGAAGUGGCUGGCCUAGAAUAGGCUGAAGUGGCUGGUCUAGAAUAGGCUGAAGUGGCUGGUCUAGAAUAGGCUGAAGUGGCUGGUCUAGAAUAGGCUGAAGUGGCUGGUCUAGAAUAGGCUGAAGUGGCUGGUCAAGAAUAGGCUGAAGUGGCUGGUCUAGACAUCCACAAGUAGUUCUAUGCUUUGUUUCUGAGAAACUGAAUUUUGGGUUUUCAUGAGCUGGAAGCCAUAAAGAACAUUAAAACAAAUAAAUGCUUGAAAUAUUUCA
Molecule: messenger RNA, 1236 nt
Organism: Gadus morhua (Atlantic cod)
Lineage: Eukaryota; Metazoa; Chordata; Actinopteri; Gadiformes; Gadidae
Gene: mocs2
Product: molybdenum cofactor synthesis 2
Exons: 7
Coding region: 218-478 (86 amino acids)
Biological process (GO): Mo-molybdopterin cofactor biosynthetic process
Cellular component (GO): molybdopterin adenylyltransferase complex; cytosol
Source: RefSeq, a predicted model, not a curated record